This is a messenger RNA of Brassica rapa (field mustard), 5457 nucleotides long. RefSeq lists its product as uncharacterized. Lineage: Eukaryota; Viridiplantae; Streptophyta; Magnoliopsida; Brassicales; Brassicaceae. The record is from RefSeq and is a predicted model, not a curated record.
AAUAUAUAAGGAAUUUGAGUUUAUGGUUUAGUAUAUUGGGGGGGGGGGGAGGUGUUCGGCUUAUAAACUUAUAUAAUAAUUCUUAAAUAUUUAUUAAUGAUUUAUUAGGGUUAUUUUAAUUUUUUCAUCACAAACUUCAAUUUUUUAGGAAAAUGGUUAUCUUUGAAGGGUAAAUUUAAAAGUGGUAUCAAAUUUGUGCUAAAAUUGUAAUUCUCCCCUAGUCAAAUGUUCAUAAAUAAAUCUUCCACUUUCUUUACUUAAAUAAAAUAUAUGAAAUUACCUAAUGUGAUUUAAAAUAAAUAUGAAAUUAAUGAUAUUGAAUAAUAUAUAUUUAUUGCACUUUAUACUAGGCCUGAGACUUUUAUCUGAUAUCCAAUUCGGAUCCGAUCCGAAAGUCCGGAUGUCGAAUCCGGAUCCAGAUAGUAAAAUGUUGGAUACGUCAAAGCCGGAUCUGGAUCCGUAUAUCUUGAUUUUUCAGUCUGGAUAUCAGGAUCCGUAAGUUUUAUUAAUAACUAUUUCAAAAAUAGUAAUAUAUAUAUAUAUAUAUAAACUAAUUUUAUUUAAUAUAUUUUCAUUUUUAUAAUAGUAUAUAUAUAUAUAUAUAUUUAUAUAUAUAUAUUAUGUAAAUUUUGUAAUAUUAUACAUAGAAAUAAUUAAAAACAUUAUAUAUUUUUUAAAAGUUUUAAAUUAUUGUUAAUAUUUUAUAAUAUUAAUAUUAUUAUUUUAUUUAUUUUAAGGAUCAAAAUCCGGAUCCGGAUAUUCGCCGGAUAUUACAAUUUUUAGAAUGAUAUCUGACACUCGGAUAUCCGAGAACCCCAGAUCCGGAUAAAUAUAGUAAAAUUAUGGAUCCGCCGGAUAAUGAUCCAAAUCCGGAUACCUUAAAAUUGCUCGGAUAUCCGAUCCGUCCCAGGCCUACUUUGUACAUCUUCUAUCAUUAAUUUCUUUUUAUUAUGAAAUAAAUUGUAUAUGUUAUAUUUUGAAAUAUUUAAAAAUUUUAUAAAUGAUUAAAACUGUUAAAAGUUACACACUAAAAUUUUGAGAUUAAUGGUUUAAGAGAUUUGCUAUAAAAAGUAAAUGAUCACAAAACAAUAUGAGUAUGAAUCAUCACUUACUAGAUAUUUAGAUUAAAAAUAUAUUAUGUAUAUUUCAAUAUCAUAUAAAUCUGAUUAAAUAUCAUAUUAAAAUCAUAAAAUAUUUAAUUUUAAAGUUUUAGAAAUAUGUAUCAUACUUAAACUUAUUAAGAGCUAUCUAUUUACAAAUAUUUAAAAAAUAUCUCAUUUUAUGUCGGAUGAAAAUUACUACCUAGGAAGAGCAUCUCCAAAAAGACUCUCUAUUAUGAAAUUAUCAAAACUCUAAAUUUGAAGUGUAAAAGUAUUCUUCAACAAAAGCAAAACUUAACUUCAAAACUAUUUGUAUUUUAUACUAUGGUUCUUAUAUUUGUUAUAAUCAAUUUAAAUUCAUAAAGUUUUUGUAGAUAAUUAAGCACAUAUAUAAAAAUUUUAUAUUAAAACAUAUAUUUUAAAUAGAAACAACAUGAUUAAUACUAAACUUCAAGAAAAAUACUAUAUUAUUCUAUAAAGUUGUUGAAAUCGGAUGGUCUUAAACUCGUAAGUAUAUUAGAUCUGAACAAGAAAGUAAAAGAGGAAAAUAAAUGUUUCAAAAAGACUUAACUUCUAUCGAUGAUAUUAAUACUCGUGAAUACAUUUGAUCUGAAUAAGAAAUAAUCGUACAAAAAGACAUCAAAACAACAACAACCAUUUUUGGUUACACAAAAUUUGUUUAGACAAUAUUUUAAAAUUUUUGGAGAUUCUAGAUCAAAUUUACAUGACUAUUAGUGUUGUUGUAAUAUUUAAAUUUGUGUAAUAGUUAUAUCUUCAUGUAAUUCUUAGAAGCUUUCUUGUUGUUAAUUUCUUUUUGUAGUGUUGUCAAAAUUUUGCUUUAAAAUAUUUUAAAUUUCAUGUGUGAAACUUAAAUUUAUAAGAAAUUGAAAUGUUACGAGAUAUAAAGGAUAAAUACAAUAAACGAAAAAAUAUUUAAAAAUUAUAAAUGUGAUGUGUAAUUGUAUGGACCAAAAUAUAAAUAAAAAUAUGAAACUUUAAAUUUGAAAUUUUAAGGAGUGAAAUUCUAUAUUUUAAGUUUCACUCCUCAGACUUCAAAUUUGAGGUUUUGAAAUUUUUUUUUGAAAAGAAAAAAAUUACAUAUCUAAAGUUCUAGAAUGUCUUUGGAGAUGUUCCAAAGAAUUGGUCAGUUGUUUCCGUUUUCAGCUGGUAUUAACCGAUCGAAUAUCCACGUUAAUAUAAAAGGAUUAAGGUAACUAUAAUUUAAUUUGUGUUAAGCACAAAAAAACUAUAAUGUAAUUUGUCGAUAUGAAAUCUAAAUACUUAUUGAAUAGUUCUGGACCUCUUGGUCUGACAGAGUUUUUUUUUGGGUCUAAAUGUUAAAGUCUGACAGAGUUACAACUUACAACCCUCAUUGAUUUCGAAAUAUGUUUGUCAUCGACUAGAAGAUCCAGAUAUCAUAAUUGUAUUUGUACUGAAUAGAAAUUACAUGUGAAAUCCUAAUGUUGAGAUAAAAACAAAACAAAUAAGUGAUUUUGAAAAAUGUUAUUUCUGUAUAUUUGUGAUCCAUUUAUGAUAAAAAGACAAGAAUCACAAGACUGUACCAAAAUAAAAACAAUAAAACCCCACUGUCAAUUUUUCCCUACAUUUAUUUCCGUCUUGUUCCUUGUAUAUUAUCUUACAUAAAAUCAAAAGCAAACUUUCUGAAACUACAAAAAUAAAUUUGUUUUCUUCCAUUUUUGAUACGCAGUAACUAAUUACACAAAGAGGUGGUGGGGAGAGGAUAGAAGACUACCAAGAUAAAAACAGUAAAAUUUUCGUUACAUUUCUUUGUGUACUAUCUUACCCAAGAUAAAUCUAUUUUUUACAAAAUCAAAUACUUUUUUCAUUAUUAAGAAGACAAAAUUACCCACCCUAGACGUGACUUCCCUUUGACAAUAAAGGGUAAUAUUGUAGUUUACUCCAAGCUCAACUUACACAUUGUUUUUUUGAACAAAUACCCAACUUACACUUAUAUUCACUAUUAUCACCAUCGCGCCCGACGAAGCUUUCUUUUGCUUUUGUUUCAUAUGCUUCAAAGUUCUUUAGAGCGAGCUAGAGAGAGAGAGAGCACACAAAAAAAAAACUAGAGACUUUGGGCCCGGAUCUUGGAUAUGUCUAGCGGGUGGGUCAAAUCGUGGCAGUGCAAGUCGAAAGCUUUCGAUGAUGUUUACAAUCCGAGUCCGAUACAUCGAAUGUCAAGCUACAGCUGCAGAAGAAGCACACAGAACUUAAAAGACGUGAUCAACACUAAAAACCCCAAACCCAAACCCAAACCCAAAAAACAAGAAUCCGACCCGGUUUCAACCCCUUCGACACGGAUUCGAUCAUCUGUAGUUCGUGACCCGCUUUUGCCGACACUAACAGAGCUUGCGGAAGGCCAUCAGUCUCGUAACGUCGUGGAGAUUAUUUUCCAGACAAGCUGGGGCCCGAAACCGUUUCCGGGUCGGAUCGAUAUGAUCUUCAAAGUGCAAAACGGGUCAAAGACUUUGACCCGGUUCGAGGAGUAUCGUGAAGCCGUGAAGACUAAAAGCGUCGGGAAAUCGCGUGAGGAGAACGCGCGUUCGGUCGCCGACGGGAACGAGACGAUGAGGUUUUACUGUUUGGGUCCGAGUUAUGGCGGCGGCGCGUGGGGGAUUCUUGGAGGAAAAGGCGGCGGCGCGUCGAUAUAUACGUUCGCCGGGAGUUGCAUGGCGCAUGAUAAGGCGGGUGGAGGUAAAGGGAGGAAGGCGAUGCUCGUUUGCCGGGUUAUAGCGGGACGAGUCAUGAAGCGAAACGAGUUGAAGUACGACUCGGUUGACUCGGACGUUCGAUCUCGGUUUGACUCACUGAGUGGUGGCGACGGCGAGUUGCUCGUGUUCGAUACACGUGCAGUACUGCCUUGUUUUCUCAUAGUCUACCGCCUGUAAAAAUACGCAGUUUUAUUUUAUUUUUUCUAACUUUUGACAAUUGUAAUUUCAUUUAUCAACGCGAUUUUCUCCUAAUGUUUAGGGAAUUUGUUUUCCGAUGCAUAAUUUGGUAAAAAUUGUGUUGAUAAAUGUUAAUUAAUUUUGUCUACAAAAAAAAAUGUAACGAGAGUUUUUCUUAAUUAAUGCGAUUACAUACUGAAUCUUUCUGAGAUUAAAUACUGAAUAAUUAUGAAAAUAAAUACUGAAUAGUUCACUGGCUUUUACAAUGUCAUAAAUAGAUAUUAUCACGCAGCCAAUUGUUAUUUUUUAUACAGUUGGGUGUUUAGAUACACGUACAUUCAAUGCUUUACAUAUAGUAAAUCUUUGAUUCCCUAAAAUCUCUGUACGUUACUUUCACAGCUACCUUCCUUAAAUGUGAAAACUGAAAACUAUAGUUGGAAAUUUCAAAAUUUGUAACUUUUGUUAAUACUGUUUACAAAUAAACUUUUUCAAAUUUUCACUGAGUAUUUCAAGAAAGAAUAAUCAGUGUAAACUGUAAAGUGGUUCCGUUUAAAGAGCAUUUGUAAAAGAUUUAAAGUAAAAAAAAGGAAGAGAAAAAGAGUAAAAUUUGAAAAAGAAAUCAUGAAAGUUUUAUUUGAGGCACAUGGACAAUUACAUCGGUGAAACUCGAGGCCUGCCGUCAAGAAAAAGACGAGUAUCUGAAGUUCAACAAGCACGUUAAGACCCAUUAGGCCCAUCAAUUCAUUUUCGCUCAUAUUCAUUUAUAUGAAAGCAUAAAGGGCUAAAACAAAAGAAGAUGACAUGCCUAAUUCUUCACCACUUUACAUCUAAACUCAGUUCACUAAUUUGAGAAGCUAAAUAAAAGAGCCGCAUGGCUACAUAUGUCUGCAUGUUCGGUACACAUGUUAGUCGACGAGAUGAAGAAACUGUUGUUGACGCAACCGUCGACAACAAAUUUACGAUUUGCCAAGCUACCAUCACUGGUCUUGCCCACCUUCGCCUGAGAUUUCUCUUUGCAGUUGUUAACCAAUAGCCGUCAAAAAAAUCUUGUAUGGAUUUUUGAGGAGGAGAUUUGGGAAUCAAAGUUCCGUCAACUUGCUUCAGUCCGCCCGUGAGAAGCUCCGUCUCAAGCCUGACUGCCUGAGACAUAGGCCUAACCUUAGGUCGUGAAUGUUUUCUGUGGGAUGAAGAGACCGCAUGGCAGAACAGAAAGUAAAGACAUGACUAGUUUUCUCGCUAUCACCCUCAAACGCAUUUUUGCUGUUAAUAGUGGUUGUUGGCGUUUUAUAACAACUACUCAACCGCUUCAAACCACUCUAAACUUUUUAAAUUCAAAAGCUCGUUCCAAUUAUCGUUUGCAGUUGCGGGAGGAUAUAUAUUUUUAAACAAUAUAAAUACAAAAACAAAAAUUAAACUAAAAUAAUAGAAAUACUAAAAUAUGUCGACAAAAA